AUGGAAAAGUUCUACAAAGAAAAGGAAGGAAAACCAGAAAACGAAGGAACUGAUGAAGAUGAAGCGAGUACAGAAGAUGAAGGAAAUGCAGAUGAAAAGUCUAAUGCAAAGGGGAAGGCAGCAUGCGAGGGCCAGCUGGAGGGUGAGGGAGGGCCAAAGGAGGAGGGCCACCCCCGGGAUGAGGACAAGUCAGGGAAGCAGGGAAAGUCGUCAGAAGAUGAGGGCCAGCCACCAGGUGAGGGCAAGGCAGAGCCCCAGGGCAAGGCAGGCAGCGAGACGCGUGCCACAGAAAAGCGUCCGGCUGAAGAUUACGUGCCCCGGAAAGCAAAAAGAAAAACCGACCGCGGGACCACGGAUGACUCUCCCAAGAACUCUCGGGAGGACUUACAGGACAGGCAUCUGAGCAGUGAGGAGAUGAUGAGAGAGUGUGCUGAUAUGUCCAGGGCUCAGGAAGAGCUAAGGAAAAAACAGAAAAUGGGAGGAUGUCACUGGAUGCAAAGAGAUGUGCAGGAUGCUUUCUCCCCAAGGGGCCAACGGGGUGUCAAGGGAGUAAGGGGCGGAGGGAGGGGCCAGAAGGACUUAGAAGACGUCCCAUUUGUUUGA
Molecule: messenger RNA, 603 nt
Organism: Dipodomys spectabilis (banner-tailed kangaroo rat)
Lineage: Eukaryota; Metazoa; Chordata; Mammalia; Rodentia; Heteromyidae
Gene: Tceal5
Product: transcription elongation factor A like 5
Exons: 1
Coding region: 1-603 (200 amino acids)
Source: RefSeq, a predicted model, not a curated record